This is a messenger RNA of Gracilinanus agilis (Agile Gracile Mouse Opossum), 3506 nucleotides long. It is a transcript of the gene TNS2, whose product is annotated as tensin 2. Lineage: Eukaryota; Metazoa; Chordata; Mammalia; Didelphimorphia; Didelphidae. Bases 1 to 3126 code for a protein of 1041 amino acids. The record is from RefSeq and is a predicted model, not a curated record. Gene Ontology annotation, molecular function: protein binding; protein tyrosine phosphatase activity. Gene Ontology annotation, biological process: peptidyl-tyrosine dephosphorylation. The transcript is spliced from 13 exons.
AUGGGCUGGGCCGGGGGCUCCCCCUGCUGCUGCUGCUGCUGCCCCCCGCGCUCCCGCCCCGCGGGGCGGCCCCCCAAGGUGAGUCAGGGCCCGGGGCUGCGUCAUUGCUGCUCGCAGGGCCGGCGAGGAGGAGGAGGGCGGUGCCCGAGGCGAGGCCUGGGCGGCCAGGAGGCCCCAAGAGCCGGGCUGGGGGGCGGGGACCCCGACUUCUGGAGAAAUCUAAAUCUAUCUGUAUUUUGUGAGUGCUCCCUCUCUCCCUCCAGCUCUGCCCAAUUUUUUCCCCCUGCAGGUUCCCCAACCCACACCCGGGGACCCCUGGACGGCAGCCCUUAUGCCCAGGUACGGCGGGCCCCCAGGCCCUCCCCACCAAGGCCCUCCCCAGAACACCCUCCGCCUCCGCUUCUCUCAGUCAGCAGUGACUCGGGCCACUCUUCCACCUUGACCACAGAACCCCCAGCUGAUUCCCCUUCUCGGCCUCCUCCUACUCCUGCUGAGCGUCAGGAGUUGGAGCGACUUCUGGGAGGCUGUGGAAUAGGUGGGGUAGGCCGUGGAGUGGGCCGAGAGACCGCCAUUUUGGAUGAAGAAGACCAGCUGCUCCCUGGGAGUGGUGCCCCACUUGGAGUCUACCAGAGCCAAAGGCCUGGCCUGAGCCGACACUGUUCCUGUCGCCAUGGCUACAGAGAGCCCUGUGGGGCUCCCAAUGGAGGGGGCUACUACAGGCCAGAGGGGACCUUGGAAAGAAGGCGCCUAGCCUAUGGGGGCUAUGAGGCCCUCCCUCAGGGCUAUGGGGAAGUCCCCCUGGAGAAGAGACAGCUUUGCCGAUCUUUGUCUGAGGGGCCGUAUCCUUACCCACCCAAGCUGGGCAAACAGGCCAAUGGAGAAUUUGGCUACCGUCUUCCUGGCUAUCGAGAUGUAGUGAUCUUGGAGGAUGGGGGUCUGCCCACUUUGUGCUCGUGCCCAGCCUGUGAAGAGAAACUGGCACUGCCCACAGCUGCCCUCUAUGGCCUACGGCUGGAGAGGGAGGCUGGCGAGGGGUGGGCAGGAGAGCCAGGGAAGCCCCUUUUGCACCCUCUGCGGUCCAGGCACCCAGUGCCAUUGCUUAUGCCCACUUAUGGACACCAUCACGCCGCAGUGCCUGACUACAAUUGCCUGAAGCAGCCUAAGACCGGAGAGGAUGGUCACGAGGGGUACCCCUAUGCUCUCUGCCCUGAAGGAAGGUACGGGCAUCCAGGGUACCCUACCCUGGUGGCAUACAGCAGUGGGGGAGCCAUGCCUGGGUACUGCCCCACCUAUGGGCGGUCAUCCCGGGGCUAUGUAUCACCCAAUGAGAGCAGAGGGUAUCCUAACCCUGGAGUCCACCCUCCCUGCCCUGGCUCCGUGUUGCCAGGAAGCCCCUCCUACCCACCAUCCAGCAAGCUGAGUUACGAGAUCCCUCCUGAGGAGGGAGGGGAUGGGUACCCAUUGCCGGGGCACCUGGCUCAGACAGGCAGCUUGGCACGUCCAGAUUCGCCUGAACCAGGCUUAUGGCAGGAGGGCCCCAAUGGGCACAUCACUCUCCCCCGGCCAACCCCAAAUGCCCAGGGCAUCGAGAGUUCCCCAUCGGAUCUGUCUGGCUCCCCAACUCCUCUUCAUACCAGCAGCCCAGUCCAGGGCAAGGAAAGCCCCCAGACCCGAGAGAGUCGGUCCCCCAGCCUGGCCCCUGCCUUGAGACUGAACCCUGGAGAAGUUGCUCUCUCUGCUCCCCAGGGGAACACUGAAAAGGCCCCAGAGCUGCCCUCCGCAAGUGGGACUGACCCUGCCACCGCCGGCCCUUUCCACGCGGCCUCUCCUUCCAGCUCUCCCAGGGCCUGGCCCCAGGAGAGGAGCCCAGGCGUCUACCCCAGCAGUGCCAAUCCCCGGACUCCGGUGCCUACCACACUGCCCGGCCUCCGUCAUGCCACCUGGCAGGGUCCUCGUGGUCCCUCAGACAGUCCGGACGGAUCCCCCCUCACACCCGUGCCUGUCCAGAUGCCCUGGCUCGUGGCUGCCCCGGAGCCCCCACAAAGCUCACCCACACCCGCCUUUCCUCUGGCUGCAUCCUAUGAUUCCAAUGGCACGACCCAGCCCCCGCUGCCUGAGAAACGACACCCGCCGGCCAGUGGUCAGCAGGCAGGCAGACUGUGGGGUGGAGAGCAGGCAUCUCCACCCGGCAGGGGGGGCACCCACCACGUCACCUUUGCUCCGUUGCUUCCGGAUGAUGCCCCCAGUUCUCCAGAGCCCCCUCCCCAAGAGAGCCAGAGCAACGUCAAGUUUGUACAGGACACGUCCAAGUUCUGGUACAAGCCCCACCUGUCCAGAGACCAGGCCAUCUCCCUGCUGAAGGACAAGGAGCCCGGGGCCUUCCUCAUCCGAGACAGCCAUUCCUUCCAGGGGGCCUACGGGCUGGCCCUCAAAGUGGCCACCCCCCCACCCAGCGCCCAGGCCUGGAAAGGCGACCCCUCAGAACAGCUGGUGCGGCACUUCCUCAUCGAGACGGGGCCCAAAGGGGUGAAAAUCAAGGGCUGCCCCACUGAGCCCCACUUUGGCAGCCUGUCGGCCCUGGUGUCCCAGCACUCCAUCGCCCCCAUCUCCCUUCCCUGCUGCCUCCGAAUCCCCAGUAAAGAUCCCCUGGACAAGACCCCCGACGUGCCGGUGCACGCCAACAUGAGCACUGCGUCUGACCUCCUGCGGCAGGGGGCAGCUUGCAGCGUGUUGUAUCUGACCUCGGUGGAGACGGAGUCUCUGACGGGCCCCCAGGCCGUGUCCCGGGCCAGCUCGGCUGCCCUGAGCUGCAGCCCCGCCCCCUCGCCCGUCACCGUGCACUUCAAGGUCUCGGCCCAAGGCAUCACCUUGACGGACAACCUUCGGAAGCUCUUCUUCCGGAGACAUUACCCCGUGAACAGCGUGACCUUCUGCAGCACCGACCCUCAGGACCGAAGAUGGACCAACGCUGACGGAAGCACCUCCAAGAUCUUUGGUUUCGUGGCCAGGAAGCCGGGCAGCCCCUGGGAAAACGUGUGUCAUCUCUUUUCGGAGCUUGACCCCGACCAGCCAGCGGUGGCCAUCGUCACUUUCAUCACCAAAGUCCUGCUGGGCCAAAGGAAGUGAAGAGGCCGAAGCCGGACCGCGCCUGCUCCCCCAACCCCCCCUCACCUCCCUUCACGUGGAUUCACAGCCACAGCCCCCUCCCCGCCCCCACACCACCCCCAGCCUGACCUCCAAGCACUGGAGGGAGUGAGCCAGCAUUGAUGGAAACUGUAGGUGAGCAGAGGGGAGGGGGAGAGCUCCGAAGCACUAGAGGGGUGCCCAGAGGGGCCCAGGAUGGCCCUGCCUGGAGCCUGCGUGGGCCAUGGGAGAAAGGGAAGGGGGGGGCCUUGGGUCCCCCUCCUCCUGCUUUCUCCCACCGACCAGGGAGAGCAGGACCAGGAAGAGGUUCUAUGAAGAAAAAGAGUCUAUUUUUGUCUAAUAAAGAAUUUAUAUGAGCUUUA